Molecule: messenger RNA, 2382 nt
Organism: Verruconis gallopava
Lineage: Eukaryota; Fungi; Ascomycota; Dothideomycetes; Venturiales; Sympoventuriaceae
Exons: 4
Coding region: 292-2241 (649 amino acids)
Biological process (GO): telomere capping; regulation of telomere maintenance via telomerase
Cellular component (GO): chromosome, telomeric region; nuclear telomere cap complex
Molecular function (GO): G-rich strand telomeric DNA binding; telomerase inhibitor activity
Source: RefSeq, a predicted model, not a curated record
CCCGGAAGAAGCGAGAAAUACUAGCAUGGAGGCUCCAGUGACUCGUCGAUGUUGCCAAACUGCGUGAAAACCAAAAGCUUGGUGGCGAGUGAAGAGCGCAAGUCAACAAAUUUUCGCCGUAAAAUGACGGCGCGGCAACCGCACGCGACUGACGAUAACGUUUCGCGUCACAGCUCCUUGGAGAACGAGCCAUCCGUUCCAAGGCUGGACUUCAGUCCAUGAGCAGCUUGGGCUACAUUGAGAACUACUACAAGAGCAUUAGACUAUUCAAAGGCUUGUGAUUCGACCAGCAUGGACUACAAGCCCCUGAAGCCUCCUAUGGGCUUCACGUCUCUGGCCGAUCUGGCAACGACGCCGCUGGAAUCAGACGUCAGUGUCAUAGGAGUCGUCGUCGACUUCAUGCCCCCUGCACCUACACGAGGCACAGACUACGCGUGCAGCAUAUUCUUACAGGAUUCUUCGUUCUUGGGCAGUCAUCAUAACCAAACCGGGAUACGCGUCAGACUGUUCCGGCCGCCUGAUCAGAUGCCCAAGAGGGUAGAGUUGGGCGACAUCGUCCUGGUGCGAGAUACACAGUGGAGAGCAAUCGGCGGAAACAACUGUCUAGUAGAUCGAUACAAAUCCGCCGACUACGUUUUUUUCCCCAGUAAAUCUAUACCCGAGAGUGCCUUCAAAGCCCCACACGUAGUCUCCGAAUCACAACCCAUUAUCCACAGCACCCUGCCCAACAAGAUUGUUAAAGCGCCGAGCGCUGAGGAGCAAGACUACAUCAUCCAGCUGCGGGAAUGGGCGAAGGGCCAUUCUGACUGGUUGCCACAACCAGGAGAGGCCUUAAGACAAACCCAUCCUCCACACAAGAGUUCAGAGACGGGCGGCACGAUUCACUCUUUGCCUUCCAAACCUGGGUUUUCUGGUGUGCCGACGGGACCAGCGAUGGGCCUUCGCCACGUGACUUCCAAAUUUGCAUUUCUUAAAGACGUACAGAAUGGAAAAUUCCACGACCUUGCUGGAGAGGUGAUCAAGCUCUGGGAUGCAAACCAUGUGGUCGACUUGUACAUCAGCGAUUACACUUUCAAUCCGUUGCUGUUUGACUACAAGGACAACAGCGAGACUGGUGACGGUCGAGAGGGUGAUCCGUAUGGCUACACAACUUCGGUCAAGUCCAAGUCAAAGUGGAAAGGUCCCUGGGGUAAGCACACCAUUUGCAUCGCCCUGUUUGAACCGCAUGCGUCAUACGCAAGGCGGGAAAUAAAGGAAGGCGAUUUCGUGCGUGUGCACAAUGCGCGGUGCUUCGUCAAGGACGGCCAAACGCUCCAAGCGAGACUGCAUGAGGAUAAGCGACAUCCGGAUCAGGUCGACAUAACGAAACUGUCCUUCCAGCACGAGUUGUACAAGGCCAUCAACGUGCUCAAGGAGCAAUAUUGGAGCAAGAGGGAGACCAAGGGCAAAACGUCGGGGAGCAAGGCCGAAAAGAAGAAAAAGAGGAAAAAGAGGAAGGAACAGGAGGAGAAAGAGGCCAAAGCUAGAGAAGCAGGGAAAGCCAUGGCCGCUGAAGAAGACGACGACGCGGAAAAUGCAUCACACUUUGUCAAAGAGAAGCGUGACAUGCUCAACCAAAAAGUCGCGGCAGCAAAUCAGGACAGACCAUUACUUACACUAACCAAGAUCCUCGAAACGCCAUAUCGGGUCUAUCGCGACAGGCAGGGAGAAGAGCAAACACUCCCAUUUAUCAACCAGAAGUGCAAGAGUCGAGUACGCGUCGUUGAUUUCUUCCCGCCAGACUUGGCCGAUUUCGCCCAAUGCUUGGAUGACCCAGGUUACCAUGACGUUCAAUCGACUUGUGAGGGUUCAACUUUCACGACGGACAACGGCUCGCCAAAGUCUUCGCGUUGGGAAUGGGCGUUCUACCUUUUAGUGGAAGAUGCCAGGCCUACGCCCGGCCAGGAGCCCACACGAAUUCCACUGCUCGUUCACGGGCCUGAUGCAGAGUUCUUGCUUAAAUUAGAGGCUACAGACCUACGCUACAACCUCGAAAUCCAGAGCCAGCUCCGGCGAAAACUAUGGACGUUGUGGGGCGAUCUUGAAGAGCUGAAGUCCGAGGGGAAGCUUGCCGAAAACAGAAAACCGGCAAAUCACCCCUUCGAGUGCUGCAUUGACGAAUAUGGUGUUUGGAUUGGAGACGAGCAUUCUGGCGAAUGGAAACGAAUGCAUCGCAUCAAGCAGACGACCAUUCGGGACUGAGAGAAACCGACUGGACUGAGACAUUUUUUGGGAAAGGGGGCUUUCGUGGCCUGAAGCUGUGGGCCUGGCCCGGUUUUUCUUUUCGGCAGCGUUUAUUGAUACUCCAUGAGUGCAAUCCAUGCGCGAUCAACUCCGUUAGGG